AAAUCACCCAGCAGGGGGUCAGCAAGUAGCGAGCCCGAUAAAUACCUCGAUGUGUUGAGGCUCUUCCGCUGUCUUCUUCCGCUAUUUAAUACCACAAUAGUAAACUAGACGACUUGUUUCGAUUACCCUUUGAACUCUGAAACCGCAACUCGUUUUCCUCCUUGGUAGAUAGACAUUCCGAGAUGGAACAGAUUCAGUUUGAAGAUUACCUUGCUAUUACCGCCAUAGUCUUCGAGUGGGCAGAUAGCUACGACACUAAGGACUGGGAUCGACUACGGAAUGUUCUUGCACCUACAAUGAUGGUCGACUACAGCAUCAUUGGCCAUGACUGCAUCCCCGAAAUGCCAGCGGAAGAGUUCGUUGAAAUGAUCAGAUCUCCCAAGCUCCUCGGCGACCCGCUUGUCCGUACCCAGCAUUUGAUGGGGGCCGCGAAAUACGAGCGAGUUUCUGAAACGGAAAUCGUGGGUCAUCACCAGAUUCGUGCCGCCCAUCAGCGCUAUGCAAACCUGGACCACACGGUGGUAGAUGAAAAAGGACAUGGACACGCAUGCGUAAAGCAUUGGUAUAAAAAGAUCGAUGGUUGUUGGAAGCUCGCUGGCGUCUGUCCUAGAGUCUAUUGGAAUGAGCAUAACUUUGACAAGAUAUUUCCCCAGUUAUCGGUGGAACAUUGACAGAAUGCGCAGUUAGUAUCUAGUUCAGUCAGUUAUUUUGUCUACUAGAUCGAGUUGAGAUGAUUGGAGCUUGACACAUGGGUGAAUUUUGAUAACUGUUUCCUGGUUAACACUAGUAUAUAGCUUGCUAACCUGUCUUAUGAGCACUUCUGAGGGAACAGUACAUUUCACAUGGGUGGAAAUCAGCGACCACUCGUGUAGGUAUGACAGCAACAGAACAAUUGGGACGUAUCCAAUUGAAGUUUCUCUGAGGGAUGCUAUCUGUAGGUCGCGAUCCAUGGGUCGAUUGAUGUCUUCGUUGGAACAAGGCGAAUCGGCCAAUGUUCUUCGUUAGUACGGCAGAAAGAUAGAGACGACUAUCGUCUACGAUACGUAUACGAGAUACAGAGAACAGAUGGAGAGGGUAGAACACUGAC
This is a messenger RNA of Paecilomyces variotii, 1087 nucleotides long. RefSeq names its product Scytalone dehydratase and Cyanocinnoline inhibitor. Lineage: Eukaryota; Fungi; Ascomycota; Eurotiomycetes; Eurotiales; Thermoascaceae. Gene Ontology annotation, molecular function: scytalone dehydratase activity. The record is from RefSeq and is a predicted model, not a curated record. The coding region runs from base 183 to 671 and encodes 162 amino acids. Gene Ontology annotation, biological process: melanin metabolic process. The transcript is spliced from 4 exons.